ACAAAGGCCGCGAGUCAGAACAAAGACGGGAGAGACGCAGAGACGCUGGCCAGCCAGGGCGCGGGACAGCCGGGGAGGCAGGGGCCAGGGCCGCGGACGGGGCGGGGCACAGCACGCAUGUGGGACAGACGGGGACGGGACGGGGGCCAGAGCCCCACCCUGAGACCCCAGGCUGCGGCAGAGAGGGAGGGUGGAGAGGGAGGCAGGGACAAAGUCACACAGGGACAGGGACACUGAAGACACGGGGAGAGGACGCAGGGGCGAGGGGAGCGGGCACAGCGCACGGGCUGGGGGAGAGCUCGCGGGGGCAGGAGGAGGCCCGAGGCCCGCGGACCCUCGGGCAGCCCCGUGAGGGCCAGGCCACGAGCCUGGGUGCUGCAGGCUCCUGGGGGUCCCCGGACCGGGCACCUGCCCAAGGCCCCCCCACGCCAGGCAUCCCUGGGAUGGAGCCCAGGGCCCCUGAGACCCCUGAGGAGGGGGACCGAGAGGAGGACACAGCCACAGCCCUGCAGCGCCUGGUGGAGCUGACAGCCCCCCAGGUGACCCCGCUGCGCAGCCUGCGGGUCCAGUACCGCCUGCUCCGGAAGCUGGGCUCCGGCUCCUACGGCCGGGUGCUCCUGGCCCAGCCUCGCCGCGGGGGCCCCGCGGUAGCCCUCAAGCUCCUGCGCCGCGACUCGGUCCCGAGAGCCACCUUCCUGCGAGAGUUCUGUGUGGGCCGCUGUGUGUCCUCGCACCCGGGCCUGCUGCGCACCCUGGGGCUCCCCCUGCAGACGCCCCGGCACUUCGCCUUCGCCCAGGAGUUCGCGCCCUGGGGGGACCUCAGCGGGCUGCUCCAGGAGAAGGGCCUCCCGGAGCCUGCUGUGAAGCGCGUGGCGGCCCAGCUGGCCGGGGCCCUGGACUUCCUGCAUGGCCGGGGGUUGGUGCACGCCGAUGUGAAGCCGGACAACGUGCUGGUCUUCGACCCUGCCUGUGGCCGUGUGGCCCUGGGCGACCUGGGUCUGACCCGGCCCGAGGGCAGCCCGGCCUGUGCGCCCCCAGGCCCACUGCCCACCGCGCCGCCGGAGCUCUGCCUGCUGCUGCCACCUGCCACGCUGCCCCUGCGGCCGGCCGUGGACGCCUGGGGCCUGGGGGUGCUGCUGUUCUGUACUGCCACUGCCUGCUUCCCCUGGGACGUGCCGCUGGCCCCUGACCCCGAGUUCGAGGCCUUUGCCGGCUGGAUGACCACCAGGCCCCAGCCUCCUCGGCCGCCUGCGCCCUGGGACCGGUUUGCACCCCCAGCACUGGCCCUGCUCCAGGGGCUCCUGGACCUGGACCCUGACACCAGGAGUCCCCCGUUGGCUGUGCUGGACGUGCUGGGAGAAGACUGGGGCUUGGAGGCCAGCGCAGAGGACCCUGGGGGCUCAGGGAGCAGGGCCUUCGAGGACGGGGAGGAAGGGGACCUGGGGGAGUCGAGCUUGGAGGAGGGGACAGACGAGGACGAGGCAGAAGGCAGAGGCGGCGGGAAAGUGGGGACAGAUGGCGGCUCUCCCUGGCCAGGUGACUGAGACAGGUGGUCGAGGCCUGGGCCAAACGCCCCUCCCCCAGCCCAUGGCCACCUGGAAGGAAAGACAGCUGUUUCCGGAGGACGGAGGGGGGCACAGCACCUCCCCGUAAUGAAGGCCAGGCUUCAGCGUGGGAUGCCCCAACCUGGGGUCCAGGCAGGGCCUCCUCCCUCCACCCUUGCUGCUCCCUCUGUCUGGCGUGUCCUCCUGAGGAAGGCGCUGACCCUGGGCAUGCGUCUCUACUGCAGGGCAACGUCCAGCACUCACCGAGCCUUCUGGCGGCUCGCUCCUUCCUCUAGGGCCUCGGGCGGCUCCCUCCGUCCGCAGCACACUUGGCUUCAGGACCUGUCUUGGUCUCUCCCCCGUCGCGGGGCUUCUGGUGACGGCGUGGGAGUCGCCCACCGGCUGGACCGCAGCACGCAUGUGCUCCCGCAUCCUUUACCAGGCACCGUCCGCAGCCCCGCACCUCCACUCACAGCAGCGCUGUCUCCUUGUGUGGCUGCAGGGAGCGAGCGGCCGGCCUCAGCCACGCCGGGUCCCCGCCUUGGCUGGGAGCCUGUGUAGCCCGUCUGGGGCUCCUGACUCUCCAGCCUCCUGUCCGUGUUCCGGGCUGGCUUGGUCUCAUUCACUUACACACCGUCCCGGGCGCUGCUCCAGGCCCCGCGCCUGCCUCUCUGGGGGGCCCCUAAUCCGGACAGCCACCACCCGCGGCUCCAGCUCCCACUCCUGUCUGUGCCUCAGGGCACGAGGGCUGUACCUGGUGCCUCGUAUCACACCUGCAGCACAGGACCGGGGCUGGAUCCACCCAGGGAGGGUGGGCGCUGGAGGCUGUCCCUCCCUGGAGCUCACCCUUUCCUGAUUGAGAAAUGAGUCCAUGUGGGCGUGGUGGUGCACCCCAGUCACCCCAGCACUCUGGGAGACUGAGGCAGGAGGGUCACAAGUUCAA
Molecule: messenger RNA, 2487 nt
Organism: Chinchilla lanigera (long-tailed chinchilla)
Lineage: Eukaryota; Metazoa; Chordata; Mammalia; Rodentia; Chinchillidae
Gene: Sbk3
Product: SH3 domain binding kinase family, member 3
Exons: 4
Coding region: 444-1544 (366 amino acids)
Biological process (GO): protein phosphorylation
Molecular function (GO): ATP binding; protein serine/threonine kinase activity
Source: RefSeq, a predicted model, not a curated record